This is a messenger RNA of Rhagoletis pomonella (apple maggot), 3049 nucleotides long. RefSeq names its product ionotropic receptor 21a (gene Ir68a). The record is from RefSeq and is a predicted model, not a curated record. Lineage: Eukaryota; Metazoa; Arthropoda; Insecta; Diptera; Tephritidae. Gene Ontology annotation, molecular function: ligand-gated monoatomic ion channel activity. Gene Ontology annotation, cellular component: membrane. The transcript has 5 exons. Bases 928 to 2118 code for a protein of 396 amino acids.
AGCGAGGCUCAAAUGCUUCCCGUAAGGGAGCACAACAAAAUGCUGAGCAAACAGUUUCUGGUGGGAUUCCACAUAUGUAAACACCCCAGCAGACCCUUGCUAGAGGAGGAGCCUCCGUCCUGGUAAGUAAGGGGGCACCUAUUCGUAUACUUGGAUGUGGUCCAGACUUAUAUCGUCCAACCACUGGACCCGACGACGUACCGAGGUGCUAUCAACGGCAUUCAUUGGGAGCCCAAUCACCACCUGUGUCAGAUGCGGAACUUCAACUGCCAAGAAAGACCCGCCUUUCUCUGGCCAGUUACGGUCUGGAUACUGUAGCCGUCUUAACAGCUACCUGCGCACUACACCAACCACCUCUUUACAUGCCAGCUCAACCCACUCAAAAAACACCCCUCUGCCUUUGGUCCGGACCUAUUGAAACUGCUCGUUUCUUUAGCCUACCGUUAGUUGAGCUCAACGACAAUGAUUGAUGGCCAAACCGCAGUAAGCGGGGUUUGGUCGCUACAACUACAAAAACAACCAUAUCUGAUCCUUUUUUGUGGCAGUUGCCUGGAGCAUGAUGCGAUGGGCAUUUUCUACAGUACUGCUGUUUUCACGAGGCUAAUAUUGAAGUAUAUUGGUUCACAGUUUAUAACAAACCCUGAGCAACUCCCGGGAAUUGAUACUGGCCGUGUCCGAAACUUUAUGAUUGCCUCGCGGUGCUACAUAAAUUGAGCAGUGAUGCUAUUUGAUCUCGCUUUCUUCGAUGGAAAUUUUUUAUAUGUAUAAACUCGGCAGUAUAAAUGAUGUCUAUCUAUUUACUCCUAUUAAAAUAAUUUCUAAUUUCCAGUAGAAUAGUGCGUGACCUCUUUUUCAAGUUCGCGACCAUUUCCUGGCUAUGUUUUUUAGGCGAAUCGCAGUGCACGUCUCGCCAUUGGUAAUUUGCAUAUGUAUAAACUCUAUGCCUCCGUUAUGGAUCUCUCUUGGCCUCAUAGCUUCGAAUGUUUAACAUUUCUGACACCUGAGUCCUCGCAGGAUGAUAGCUGGCGCACCCUAAUACAGCCGUUCAGUGGCGGCAUGUGGGCUGGUGUACUUCUAUCCCUAUUCAUUGUGGGCACAGUUUUCUAUAUAAUAUCCAGCCUACACGCCAUACUACUACAGCGUCGCAUUCGUUCAUCUCAUCGCAUUUUAAAUUGGACAGAAUGGCGCAGUAAAGGGCUCUUACGGCCAUGUCACAGUUUCGAUGCGAAACUGUUUCGGGACGUACAUUUUCGUCGUUACCUGAGCCGUUUGAAAUCACUACCACAACGUAAUGUAGAUCUCUUCGAUGAAUACUCAAAUUGUUUGCUCUACACCUACAGCAUGUUAAUGUAUGUUUCAUUGCCACGCCUACCGCGUAUUUGGAGUAUACGCGUGCUCACUGGCUGGUAUUGGCUCUAUUGCAUUUUGCUAACGGUCAUCUAUCGAGCGAGUUUAACUGCGAUUCUGGCGAAUCCAACAGCGCGUAUUACUAUUGACACCCUGGAAGAGCUGUCCAAGAGCUAUGUAACCAGCACUGCUUGGGUUGAGGAGAAUAAGCAAUUCUUUAUGGAGUCAUUCGAUGAGGUGGCUCAAGAAGUUGGAGAAAAAAUGGAGAUAGUGGAUGAUAUAGAAAGUGUGACUGACCGCAUUACGAAAGGUGAAUAUGCUUAUUUCGAUAAUGAAUAUUUCUUGCGGUACUUACGCAUGAAAGGCGCACAGCGCCGCGAGGAGCAACAAAUAGCCGAAGUUGUAUUGCAUAUUAUGCGUGAGUGUGUCAUACAAAUGCCAGUGUCUUUGGGUUUGGAAAAGAAUUCGCCAUUACAGCCGAAUGUGAAUAAAUAUUUGAGACGCCUCAGUGAAGGAGGUCUCACCGCCAAAUGGCUAAAGGAUGCCAUUGCCGAGCUCGCCGCAGAGGAACGUACACCAGAAGAGGCAGUAAUGGAUUUGCCAAAGAUAUGGAGCUCAUUUGUAGCGCUUGGCAUCGGUUACUUUCUGGGCAUGUGUGCCAUAGCCGGCGAGUGGCUACACUUCGAAUAUGUAGUGCGAAAGCAUCCACUCUACGAUGUUUACAAUAAGAACUUGUAUUAUAAUUUUAAACGAAAAUUUUCAAGUUACUAACUUAUAAAUUAUUAAAAAUUUAUAUAAAUACAAACAAUUACACCGGAAAAUUAAUGCCUGUAGACAAGCAAAAAAAACGUCUUGUUGAAUGAAAGUCAAAGCAUUUGCGGUUUUACACUAUUCAAGUAAAUAGUUUAAUGUUUCAUCUUUAUAAGUACAUUCAUACAUAAAGAGCUAUUGUAUAAUUGUUUUUCAUUAGACUCGAUUACAUUACAUACACAUUUACAACGUGUUAGAAAAAGCACGUUUUGUUGACUUUUUGUUCUUAAAUAAAUAUAAAAAUGCAUAUGGAGGACAUAUAUAGAACAAUACAUAUAUCGUGAUAAAGCAUAAAUAUAAAAAUAUACGUAGAUAUACAUAAAAUAUAAACAGAUUAAUACUUGAUAAUGUGCGGAAUGCUUUCAGUGCUUUACGGUUUUACUAAAAAUACGUAUACAUAUACAUAUGUAUCAGGGAUGUUACGAAUAUUUGCAUACGCAUUCGUUAUGCGAAUGAUUCGCAUUAUUGUACACAUUCGCAUUCGACAUUCGCAUUCGCAUCAACUGAUACGAAUGUUUUGCGAAUGCGAAUGUGUAUGUACAUGGGCAGAGAGCCCACUCUAAUAUUGUUGAAAUGGCUCUAAGUCUGUCUAAACAGGGUACGGAUAACAACUGGUUUUUAGCUUCAGGUGCUAAACGCUUAAGUAGUAUAUAAGCAACACUGAUGGGCCUACUAAAAGUCUUAUAAGCAAAAUAGAAAUAAUUUUAGAUUCCUCCAGAGAAAGUGAAGGCUCGGAUGUAGAAUCUGGAGGCAUAAAAAUGUAAAAUUACGCUCAAUUGAAGGCUUAUCUUACAGAAAAAAUGAGCUCAUCUCAGUGAAAAUCCUCUAGAUUGGUGGAAAACUAAAAUAAAAUACGACAAAUUGACAGAUCUGGCCCGCCAAAUAUUUGAGC